CGAAAUAUGAGACUUUUAGAAGAAAAGUGUGGCUCUCAUAAGUCAUAAGUAACAAAUCUCAAUCGAACACAGCCCAUUUCACAAACAAAUAAAUUACAUAGUACUUUAUAUAAACGAUUUCAACAUUAUUAUAAAAUUUGUAAUUCCCCCACACCCCCGACCCCACCCCUUCGAUCUCAUCUCUUCCUCCAAAAACUUCUUUAUAAUCCAACCCUUCACACCCUUCCCAACUCAGGGUUCACUAAAAACGGAUCCACUCCAAAAACAACAAGAUCAUAUAAAAUAACAACACUUUCCCAAUCGUAAAAAAGAAAAAAGAAAAACCCAGCAAUUGCAAUGCAAUAUCACACAAUGACAGGCGGCGGCGGCGGCGGCGACACGAGCAAGACGACGAAGCUGGAGCGAUACAACAGCUACAUCCGGCGCGUGAACAGCACGAAGCUGCUCCAAGCCUCUUCGAAGCUCCUCUUCCGCGUGACCCUUUUGGUUGCCCUCCUCCUCAUCUUCUUCUUCACCCUCAACUACCCUCCCCUCUCCCCCUCCUCCUCCUCCGACCACCACCACCACCACCUCCAUUCCGCCAACAGCCUCCUCUCCUCCGCCUUCUACGGCAGCGGCGCCGCCUGGGAGAAGCAGGUCCGCCGCUCCUCCACCCCCCGCCGCCCCAACGGCUUCUCCGUCCUGGUCACCGGCGCCGCCGGGUUCGUAGGUUCCCACUGCUCCCUGGCCCUCAAGAAGCGCGGCGACGGCGUCCUCGGCCUUGACAACUUCAAUCCCUACUACGACCCCUCCCUGAAGCGCGCGCGGCAGCAGCUCCUGGCCUCCCACGGCGUGUACAUCGUGGACGGCGACAUCAACGACGCCGACCUCCUCCACAAGCUGUUCGACAUGGUCCCCUUCAGCCACAUCCUCCACCUGGCCGCGCAGGCCGGCGUCCGGUACGCCAUGCAGAACCCCCUCUCCUACGUGAACUCCAACAUCGCCGGCUUCGUGACCCUCCUGGAGGUGGCGAAGGCCGCCGAUCCCCAGCCCGCCAUCGUGUGGGCCUCGUCCAGCUCCGUCUACGGCCUCAACACCCAGGUCCCCUUCUCCGAGUCCGACCGCACCGACCGCCCCGCCAGCCUCUACGCCGCCACGAAGAAAGCCGGCGAGGCCAUCGCGCACACCUACAACCACAUCUACGGCCUCUCCAUGACCGGGCUCCGAUUCUUCACGGUGUACGGGCCGUGGGGGCGGCCCGACAUGGCCUACUUCUUCUUCACCAAGGACAUCCUGCAGGGCAAGGGGAUCAACGUGUACGUGACGCAGGAGGACAAGGAGGUGGCGCGUGACUUCACCUACAUCGACGACAUCGUGAAGGGCUGCGUCGGGGCGCUCGACACGGCCGAGAAGAGCACGGGCAAGGCCGGGAAGAAGCAGGCCCCCGCGCAGCUAAGGGUCUACAACCUCGGCAACACGGCCCCCGUGACGGUCGGGAAGCUCGUCGGGAUACUCGAGUCACUGCUCGGGACCAAGGCCAAGAAGCACGUCAUCAAGAUGCCCCGAAACGGCGACGUUCCGUACACACACGCUAAUGUGAGCCAGGCCUAUAGGGACUUCGCCUACAAGCCCGCCACCGACCUCGCUGCCGGCCUCACCAAGUUCGUCAAGUGGUACGUUGGGUAUUACGGGAUCCAGUCCAGGGUAAAAAAGGAAAUUCACGUGCACGCCGAUGAUUAAGCGUUUUUAUUCAUCACAUGGGGAGCUGAGGUGGGUCCAUCUUUAUUUAUAUUUUUCCACUUCCCUUUUUUUUUUUUUUUUAUAGAAGAAAUGUUGUCUGCCUACGCAUUUGGAUCAAUUCAUGAUGCUGUUAUAGUAUUAGGAGCAUAGAUUUUCAUAUAAAAAUAGAAAUGAAAAGAAGAAGAAAAAAAUGGGAGGGGGCGGCGGCAACGCAAGUGUAGAUCUGUGAAUUUGGGAUUUGCAAUAAUGUAUCCUAUGAAAUUAGGGUGAAAGAAAAAAGGGUUGGAAUCUGUACAAAAAAGAAGUGGUUCAGAUCAACCGGCAUCAAUUGUAUCAUCAACUGUAUAAUUUGUUGGAAUAGCUAGUGCAAGGAAGGCAUCGAGAUUCUUCUUUUAAAUAAUUGUCUAUAUAUAUGUACCUUGCUUUUAUUUAAUCAUACUCAAAAUUGAUGAUAAUUUUGGAUUUGUA
Salvia miltiorrhiza (redroot sage) is the source of this 2187-nucleotide messenger RNA. RefSeq names its product UDP-glucuronate 4-epimerase 6. NCBI's taxonomy places the organism in Eukaryota, Viridiplantae, Streptophyta, Magnoliopsida, Lamiales, Lamiaceae. Bases 337 to 1719 code for a protein of 460 amino acids. The transcript has a single exon. The record is from RefSeq and is a predicted model, not a curated record.